Molecule: messenger RNA, 396 nt
Organism: Knipowitschia caucasica
Lineage: Eukaryota; Metazoa; Chordata; Actinopteri; Gobiiformes; Gobiidae
Source: the annotation of a GenBank genome assembly
AUGGUCCUCACUGAUCCUCCUGCUCCUCACUCAUCCUACUGCUCCUCCUGCUCCUCCUGGCCCUCACUCAUCCUCCUGCUCCUCAUGGUCCUCACUGAUCCUCCUGCUCCUCCUGGUCCUCACUCAUCCUCCUGCUCCUCCUGGUCCUCACUGAUCCUCCUGCUCUUCCUGCUCCUCCUGGUCCUCACUCAUCCUCCUGCUCCUCCUGGUCCUCACUCAUCCUCCUGCUCCUCCUGGUCCUCACUCAUCCUCAUACUCCUCCUGGUCCUCACUCAUCCUCCUGCUCCUCCUGGUCCUCACUCAUCCUCCUGCUCUUCCUGCUCCUCCUGGUCCUCACUCAUCCUCCUGCUCUUCCUGGUCCUCACUCAUCCUCCUGCUCCUCCUGGUCCUCACUGA